Magnolia sinica is the source of this 3315-nucleotide messenger RNA. Its product is annotated as probable apyrase 7. Bases 467 to 2740 code for a protein of 757 amino acids. The record is from RefSeq and is a predicted model, not a curated record. Gene Ontology annotation, cellular component: membrane. The transcript has 4 exons. Gene Ontology annotation, biological process: nucleoside diphosphate catabolic process. NCBI's taxonomy places the organism in Eukaryota, Viridiplantae, Streptophyta, Magnoliopsida, Magnoliales, Magnoliaceae. Gene Ontology annotation, molecular function: nucleoside diphosphate phosphatase activity.
AGAAGUAGAGAAGGGUUUCAUAACUCAUGUUCGAGAGUGAGAGAUCGCCCGCUGUGACUUUGGAGUCUCCAACACGGAAGAAAAUCACUCCAUCUAUUUCCUCGAAACUACAAUACCGAUCUGAGUGAUUUCGAGGCUUUCCGAUCCCCAAAAGAAGAAAAUCGAGAGACCCAUUUGGGAUUUCGGGCCGUGGAGUCGUUGGAUGCUUCAUGAUCUGCCCGACUGUCUCUCCUUCCAACGAAAUCAAUCAAAGUCUCUGAGGUAGCAUGUGCAGCUCAUCAAUUGCCAUCACCUGCAGUUCGCCAUGUGGUUAAAAAUGAAAAAAUUUGUUGACUUUGUUCACAUACCGUUUCCCUGAUAUUUUAUGUGAACAAUGGGUAACUGAUGUUUUGAUAUUUACACUACCGUCAAAACUAUUGGAUCAGAUAUUAAAGUUUUUUCUCACGGAGGUCGGAGCUGCAGCCAAAUGGGAGCUAGCCGAAUAGCAGCAAUCGUUUCUGCUGCAGUGAGUCGUAUUACGCAUCCACAUUCUUCAACUGGACCAUCAGUUUCACCUAGUUUUUUGCCCCCUGCGGGUUCGAAUCACAGGUUUGGUUUAGCUAGUCCUGGACAAAAAGGCGGUUUGCGAUUAUCUGCAUCACUCCAAGAUUUCUCAACCUUCUGCAUGCUUGAUCCAGAAGAAGGUGAUCUUGACCUUGGAAUAGAUAGUUUGACGCAUGCAAAACCACCUCGUGCUCUACAAAGAGAAACUUUUGGAUCAAGUUUCUCAAAGGAAAAGACCUUGCCUGCAACCUCAUUUGCACGGAAGAAAUGGGUGCGAGCAGCUACAUGCCUUCUGUGCCUUCUCUUGUUCUUUUUUCUGAUAUAUGCAUUUUCUAGACAUUUUAGUACUAGACCGUCACAAUUCUAUGUUAUACUUGAUUGUGGAAGUACCAGCACACGGAUUUAUGUUUACGAGUGGUCCAUUGGUCAUAAAACGGACCAUGAGAAUCUCCCCAUUUUCUUGAAAUCAUUACCCGAAAGUAUUCAAAGAAAAUCCAGUUCACGAAGUGGUCGUGCCUACCAACGCAUGGAAACUGAGCCUGGGCUUGAUAAACUUGUGUGGGACAUGUCUGGCUUAACUACGGCAAUGAACCCACUUCUUGAGUGGGCUGAGAAACAAAUACCUAAGCAUGCUCAUAAGACCACUCCACUCUUCCUUUACGCUACAGCUGGAGUUCGUAGGCUGCCACCUGAUGAUUCGAAAGAGCUUCUUGACAAGGCAUGGUCCAUUCUGAGGAACUCAUCGUUCUUGUGUCAGAAGGAUUGGAUUAAGAUCAUCACUGGCAUGGAAGAAGCUUAUUAUGGAUGGAUAGCUCUUAAUUAUCACAUGGGUACGUUGGGUUCAUCACCGACAAAAGAAACAUUUGGUGCACUCGAUUUGGGUGGUUCAUCGCUGCAAGUUACUUUUGAGACUGAGGAAGUCGUGCAUGAUGAGAGUAGCUUAAACCUAAGUAUUGGAGCGGUUAAGCAUCAUCUCAGUGCUUAUUCUCUUCCAGGCUAUGGGUUGAAUGAUGCAUUUGAUAAGACCGUGGUUCAUCUUCUCAAGAAACUAUCCGAAACUACGAAAGUCGAUCUAAACAAAGGCAAAAUAGAGCUUAAGCAUCCAUGUUUGCAAACUGGUUACAAAGAGCAGUACAUCUGUUCUCAGUGUGUAGAACUAAACCAAGAAGGAAGCCCUCUGAUGGAAGGUAGAAGUACAGGAAACGGGAAAACUGGGACAGCUAUUGAGUUGGUCGGUGCCCCUCAAUGGGAUGAAUGCAGCGCACUUGCAAAAAUAACAGUCAAUUUGUCUGAAUGGUCACAUUUGAGUUCUGCACUUGAUUGCGAACUCCAACCUUGUGCGCUUAAAGAGAAUUUGCCUCAGCCAAGUGGACAGUUUUAUGCCAUGUCAGGUUUCUUUGUGGUGUUUAAGUUCUUUAACUUGACGUCCGAUGCUAUGCUAGAGGAUGUAUUGCAAAAGGGUCAGGAAUUUUGUGAAAGUACAUGGGAAGUAGCGAAGAAUAGUGUUGUUCCGCAGCCUUUUAUAGAACAGUAUUGCUUCAGGGCACCAUAUAUUGUAUCGUUAUUGAGACAAGGCUUGCACAUUACAGAUAAACAAGUGGUUAUUGGAUCUGGUAGUAUUACUUGGACACUUGGGGUUGCUUUAUUAGAAGCCGGUCGAGCAUUGCCAAGCAGGAUGGAGCUUAACAGCUAUAGAUUACUGUAUAUGAAGCUGAACCCUGCAAUUCUCAUUGCUUUGCUACUAUUGUCGCUGAUGCUUCUGAUUUGUGCUUUUUUGUGGAUUGGCAAUUGUGUGCCAAGAUUCUUCCGUGGUCCGCACCUCCCACUUUUCAGACAGAGAAAUGGAGGCAAUACGUCUGUUCCAUCUCCUUUCCGCUUCCAGCGCUGGAGUCCUAUCAGUUCAGGCGAUGGAAGAGUAAAGUUGCCGCUGAGUCCAAAAAUUGCAGGCUCUGAGCAGCGACCAUUUGGUAUGGGACAUGGGUUGGGCGCCGGCAGCAUUCAGCUUAUGGAAUCUAACUUGUACCCAAGCGUUUCACACAGUUAUUCUUCUGGUAGCUUGGGGCAGAUGCAGUUUGAGAAUGGGGUGGGAUCUUUCUGGACUCAGCAUAGAGGUCAGAUGCGGCUACAAAGCAGGAGAUCACAAUCGAGGGAAGACCUCAGUUCGUCAUUGGCUGAGACUCACAUGGGGAAGGCAUAGCAUACGUGCAUCCUGAAAAUUACUUUUCUGUACUUAGCCUCCUGAAAUUGUCUAGUGCCUAAACACUAUCAUAGAGGACUCGAUUAUCCAGGAGAAACGAGCAUGAAGGGAAACACGAUUUUGUUCGGAUUGCGUACUCUAAUGAUGCAACAACCCCAGGUUCAUUGAUUUUGUCUGAUGUUCGAUUCCCUUUGUAAAAGGUAGUGCAGUGGCAAUGACAGGCCUAAGCGAGAAUUUUAGCACAGCAAUGUUGCAGAAUUUUCUAUUCUUUGGUAACAGAUCUUUCAUGCUCUUAUACCAAGGUUGGAUUUUAAAAGGAGUAAAGCUAUGGAGAUUCACUCUCUCACCGCAACAUGUGUAGCCGGCAAUGCUUUCCAUUAAAGUAACCGAUAAUUAUCUGCGGGAUUGUUUAUUAUGAGAAAUAUUUUGAUACUCUGUGAAAGUGUGAUGGUUGAUAUAUAGGCACAAUGGCAUUGUACACAUAUCAUGUAAUAAACUGAAACUAAACUGCCCAAAUGGUGGGCCCCACUUUAAAUGGAUCAUAAAUCAAAGAGAAAACUAAGUUGAUUACUUAA